This is a messenger RNA of Oncorhynchus kisutch (coho salmon), 6570 nucleotides long. Its product is annotated as long-chain-fatty-acid--CoA ligase 4-like. Gene Ontology annotation, biological process: long-chain fatty acid metabolic process; neuron differentiation; long-chain fatty-acyl-CoA metabolic process. The coding region runs from base 702 to 2834 and encodes 710 amino acids. NCBI's taxonomy places the organism in Eukaryota, Metazoa, Chordata, Actinopteri, Salmoniformes, Salmonidae. Gene Ontology annotation, molecular function: arachidonate-CoA ligase activity. The transcript is spliced from 14 exons. The record is from RefSeq and is a predicted model, not a curated record. Gene Ontology annotation, cellular component: endoplasmic reticulum; lipid droplet; plasma membrane.
UCAGCUUUUUAAAACACUGACCUAACAUUCUUCCAGUGCUAGGAAAUGAUUGCACACUGCAAGCAUCAAUUAUAGAUAAGAUAAAAGAUUGUCAAAUCUUAAGUAACAUUGACCAAACAUGGGCCUAGAUGUUUGUGUACAGCUGCAUCAGCCAUUGCAGUACUCCAUUGAAACUCAGCUAUUUUGUCCAGCAAUAUAAAAACUAUAAUGAUAUAUAUAAAAUGCAGCUAGGUUUGAUGCAUUGGAAUAUAUGCUUUGACAUGAAACACAUUCAAAAAGCCUCUGAAAACAAAUAGUCAUUCAGUGUGGCUUGUCUAUAAAUUAGAUUUUGCAUUAUGCACAGUGCAUACUUGUGGCUACUGGCUAGCUCCUAGCUGUAGUGCUUCAAUAUGACUAACAUGCUUCUCUCUCUCUCUCUCCAACUCUCUCUUUCUAUCCAUUUUUUUUCUUCUUCCCCUAUGCUGAACAAUUCUCGACCAAUCACCCUGCUGUCUAUAGAGCUAGCAUCACAGACCUCUUGUGUCAAGCCUUUCCAUUGAGUCGUCUGGGUGCAUGUGCUGCUACCUGUCCCAUCUGUAAUUACUGCCACCUGCCGUGGCAAUCUUUCCACGACCUGAGAGCUGAACCGUCUGAACUCUCCUUGACACAGACACUUCUCCCUCAAGUCUCUCUUUCUCUCCACUUCUGCCUCACCUUCAACCAUGAUGUUCAAAGUUGACAUGCAUUACAUAGUCUUCUUGCCUGUGUACCUAUUGAUGUGGCUGUACACUCUCAUCACGUUUAUCCCAUGGUAUUUCCUCACUGAUGCUGGGAAGAAGAAAGCCAUGGCCAAGAGAGAGAAAGCCAAGUCCACCACAGGCAAAGCAGAUGGCCCCUAUCGUUGUGUGGAGAACUUUGACAACCUGGCCCGGGAGGACUUUGAGGGAAAGGACACUCUAGACAAGCUGUUUGAGCAUGCAGUGCAGCGCUUCGGCAACACAGACUGCCUGGGUACCAGGGAGCUCCUAAAUGAGGAGAACGAGAUGCAAACCAGCGGCAAGAUCUUUAAGAAGCUGAUCCUGGGGGAGUACAGGUGGCUGUCCUAUGACGAGGUGGACCAGAUCAUCAGCCAUCUAGGUAGUGGACUGGCAGCCCUGGGCCAGCAGCCCAAGAGUACCAUCGCCAUCUUCUGUGAGACACGGGCAGAGUGGAUGAUCACUGCACAGGCCUGCUUCAGACGCAACUUUCCAUUGGUCACUCUGUAUGCCACCCUGGGGGAGGAAGCGGUGGCCUUUGGGCUUAAUGAGUGUGGGGCCACACACCUGAUCACCAGCGCAGAGCUACUGGAGACUAAACUCAAGAAUGUUUUGCCAGAUAUGCUCAACCUGAAGCACGUUAUAUAUGUGGACAACAAGAGCAUCAGCCGGACAGGCUACCCUGAGGGCAUUCAGAUCUACAGCAUGCAGGCAGUACAGGAGUUGGGAGCCAAACCUGACAACUUGAGUGUAGCUGUGCAGCGCCCCCAGCCCACAGAUCUGGCUGUGGUCAUGUACACCAGCGGCUCCACAGGACGACCCAAAGGAGUCAUGAUCAUCCACAGCAACCUGAUCGCUGGCAUGACGGGCCAGUGUGAGAGGAUCCCAGGACUGGGGCCAAAGGAUACCUACAUUGGCUACCUGCCUCUAGCUCAUGUGCUGGAAAUGACUGCUGAAAUCUCAUGUAUGACGUAUGGCUGCAGGAUUGGCUACUCUUCUCCACAAACACUCUCUGACCAGUCAACAAAAAUCAAGAAGGGCAGUAAAGGAGACUGCUCUGUGUUGAGGCCUACUCUGAUGGCAGCUGUACCGGAAAUAAUGGACCGCAUCUACAAGAAUGUGAUGAACAAGGUGCAGGAGAUGAGCUAUGUGCAGAGGACUCUGUUUAAACUGGGCUACAACUACAAACUGGAACAGAUCAAAAUGGGCUACGAUGCCCCACUCUGCAACAUGCUGCUGUUUAAGAAGGUGAAGGCUCUGCUGGGAGGGAACAUCAGGAUGAUGCUGUCAGGAGGAGCACCCCUGUCCUCCGCCACCCAGCGCUUCAUGAACAUCUGCUUCUGUUGCCCCGUGGGACAGGGCUAUGGCCUCACAGAGACCUGUGGAGCAGGUACCAUCACAGAGGUUGCAGACUACAGCACUGGGAGAGUAGGAGCCCCCCUCAUCUGCUGUGAGGUGAAACUACGAGACUGGGUUGAGGGUGGAUACACCAGCCAGGACCAACCCCACCCCCGUGGAGAGAUCAUGAUAGGUGGGCCCAACGUUACCAUGGGUUACUAUAAGAGCGAGCACCUGAACAAUGACUUCUGGGUAGAUGAGCAGGGCCAGAGGUGGUUUUGUACCGGGGAUGUGGGGGAGAUCCACUCUGAUGGCUGUCUGCAGAUAGUGGACCGUAAGAAGGACCUGGUCAAACUGCAGGCUGGAGAAUAUGUGUCCUUGGGGAAAGUGGAGUCUGCUCUGAAGAACUGCCCCCUUAUUGACAACAUCUGUGCAUAUGCAAACAGUGACCAGAACUACGUGAUAAGCUUUGUGGUACCGAACCAGAAGCAGCUGACAACUCUGGCCAAUAACAACGGCAUAAGUGUUGCCUGGGAGGAGAUCUGUAACCACCCAGCCAUGGAGAAGGAGGUCCUGAAGGCCAUCAAAGAGGUGGCUGCCUCAAUCAAACUGCAGCGUUUUGAGAUCCCAGUGAAAGUGCGUCUAAGCCCAGAGCCCUGGACCCCUGAGACUGGCCUGGUGACAGAUGCAUUCAAAUUGAAGAGGAAGGAGCUGAAGAAUCACUUUCAGACUGAUAUAGAGAGAAUGUACGGAGGGAAGUAGAGCCACCAUCUGAUCUAACCAAAGAACAGUUUCCUUACAACUUUCACCAGUGAUGUGUGUCUGAAUAAUAAUAAUAAUAAUAUUUAUUUGUAUUGUGCUUUUCAUAAGAGUUAUCUCUAAGCUCUACAGGAAAAAAACCCACUUGAGUGUAAAAAAACAUUAGGAACACCUUCUUAAUAUUGAGUUGCACCACGUUUUGCCCUCAGAAUAGUCUCAAUUCGUCAGGGCAUGGACUCUACAAGGUGUUGAAAGUGUUCCACAGGGAUGCUGGCCCAUGUUGACUCCAAUGCUUCACACAGUUGUGUCAAAUUGGCUGGAUGUCCUUUGGGUGGUGGACCAUUCUUGAUGCACACAGGAAACUGUUGUGUGUGAAAAACCCAGCAGUGUUGCAGUUCUUGACACACUCAAACCGGUGCGCCUGGCACCUACUACCAUACCCCAUUCAAAGGCAUUUCAAUAUUGUUCCUUGCCCAUUCACCCUCUACAUGGCACACAUACAUAAUCCGUGCCUCAAUUGUCUCAAGGUUUAAAUAUUUUCUUUAACCUGUUUCCUCCCCUUCAUCUCCACUGAUUGAAAUGGACUUAACAGGUGACAUCAAUAAGGGAUCAUAGCUUUCACCUUGAUUCACCUGGUCAGUGCUAUGUUAUGGAAAGAGCAGGUGUUCCUAAUAUCUGUACACUGUGUUUAAACACAACAUACAUUUAGAAUCAAGGCAGGUAAAAUAGCAAUAGUGGUCGAGGUGCGAUUAUUAUUUUUUGCUUCGGACUAGGACUGAAAAAGACACUCUGUAGAAGUGGAAUUUAAGGCCCGUUUAAAAGUUUAGAGUGAUGGAGAGGCUCUCAGGUCGUCAGGGAGAGCAUUCCAUAGGAGAGGGAAUAGGGAGCAGAAGGCUCAGUCCCCAUAGUUCGGAAUGUGUGUAAAUGUGUGUGUGUGUGUGUGUGUGUGUAUAUGCUCGCGUGUGUUUGCAUAUGCUUCAAAGCAUUAUGCCUGUGAACUGUUGAAUUGUCGUUCCACGCCAUAUUUUUUGUCAAAUUAUGAAUGUCAGUCCAUAAAGUCCAGCACAGAGGGAUCAGCUGGUUAGUUACAGCUAUUUGUGUACAUGUAGUUGUCUCCAUGCUUGGGGGCAAUUGGCAAUGCAAGUCUUGUAUUUGCAUAUUGUAAUUUGCCUUUGGAAUGUAUUAUUUUUUUUGUCUAAGGGAGUUAGGUGUCAUAAUGUCUUGUGAAUUGGCCAUUGUCAAUUUUAGAAAUGUCCUGUAGCUGUAAGACAGAGUUGGGCAAUUGGUGGCCCCCGAUCAAUUUCCAAACACAGGGCAGCCCCCCCCCCCCCCCCAAAAAAAAUAUAUUUAUUUAAGUAUUUUCAUUAUAAAAACAUUAUCGGGACUCAUUCGGGGCCCCACUUGAGUGUUAGAAUAGUAAAAUACACCAGGUGCAAUUUCUAAAUUUGGUGUGCAUCAGUAGUUUUUCUCUUAUUCUAUCAGUAACCAACAGUCACUCAUUUAGCCAUGUCAGCUAACAUUUUUUAGAUUAAGUCUUUCCAGCUUUCUAAACUUGUAGUAAUCGUGGUCGAAUUCCGAUCAGGUACGUGACCAGGGCUCCUAUUGAUUUAGUUAAUCACUCUCACUCAAAUACAGUUAUAGCUGAUUUCAGGAUUGUAUAUCGAUUCGCAAAAUGUGUAAAAUUUCUGGAAAUUAGCUUUAAAACUGUAAAGAUUUCUCUCCCCCAUAGCAAAAUGGUUAGAAUUGCAGGAAAUAUGCUGUAAAACUGUCAGUUUUGUUCUCUCUGCCCCAUGACAAAAUGUGUAGAAUUGCAGGAAAUGUACUUUAAAAUGUACAUUUUUCUCUUCACCAUCAAAUCUAGCUGAGGGCCCCCAAAAGGCUAGGUCUGGCCCUGGCUACUGGAAUAAAGUGGUGAGGAGUAGCUUUGUGGACCCAUACUCUUCGGAAGUAAUUUAUCCAGCCAAACUAGCAUAGUUAUAGGCAGCUAGUUUAGUCAAAUCAAAUUUUGUCACAUGCGCCGACUACAACAUGUGUAGACUUCACUGUGAAAUACUUACUUACGAGCCCUUUCCCAACAAUGCAGAGUUAAAAAGUAAGACAAUAUUAGCAAAAAGGGAGAACCAUGGAAAACAAGCUCUGGACAGGAUAUAGCUGAGCUGAUGUGCACUAGGCUAAUUCAGGACACAGAGAUUGUAGUUUUUAUGCCCUAAUAUCAGGAGCUGGUGGGGGAAAGUUAAACAAUUCAGACACUGAAACGAGUACAUCAGAUGGCACAAAUUUAAGGAGAGCAAAUUGAUAUACAAUCCAAAAAUCAGCUGUAACUGUCAAUAGUAAAACAAAGCUUAAAAUGAUAUUUGAGUAAAACUGAAUCCUUAAAAUGAAUGGUGAAGUCGCUUCCGGACACGGUAGCGUCCUCCUCACCACUCUAGUUAAAUUACUUAACUCUCUUAAGUAAAUGAACUGCACAAAUGGAUUGAUUGAACAAAUCAGUUGACUGCAUGUAUGGGUAUGGAUGUGAGUACGCAGAUCCGCAAGCCACUGUGGCCCAUCAGGAUAAAUUCAGAGUGGCCCCCACUCCCAUCAAUGUUGCCCAUACCUGCUAACCUACUGGAAGUAUGAUGAAAAUAAAACAUUAUGCUGCCCCCUAGUGUGCAAGCCCCCACAGUGCUGCUGUAUACAUUUGCUUGUUUUAAACAUAGGUUCACAUUACUGCCACAAGACUGCUGAGACCCCACAAUCCUUCAGGCUAUUGCACAAAAAUGAAACCUGAGUGUAAUUUUGGAAAUUUAUGUCACCUGUGCUUGUUUUAAUUUUGGUUUUCAUGUUUUGAACCUGCUCAUGUCAUUGUCAUGGUGACACAACCCAACCCAAGCAUGUCACGUUAUGUUUUGGAUUUUUCAGGUACUAGGUCUGGUAUGGUGAAUAUCAUUCUUGCUAUGUUACAGAAUGGAUUAUCAUUUCUGUUUGAAGAUAGUCCUUUAGCCUCUUUGUUUCAUGCUGAUCUCUACCGACACCUCUGUUUUUGUAUACUGUACAAUAUUUAUAGACUUCGUUUAUAUGUUUCAAGUCAUCUUUAUAAUGUAAUAUUUCUACAUUUCCGACCUCUGGAUCUGCCAAUUUAAUAGUCUGUAUGCUCUUGAAUAAUUGUAUAUUUAUCAAGAUAUGAAAUACUCAAUAUAAUUCAAUGCAAUUUUUUAGAUGCUGUUAAAUCCAAUUGAGUAGCAUGUGUAAAUAACUUGAAUGUAAAGAUUUUGUAUGCAUAUACAUUAAGGUCAAGUUAAAUUUUGAGCCAUUUAAAAAAAAAAAAUGUAAUACUAUUGAAUUGUUUAAAGGUCACAAUUGUGCUUCUUGAAACUUUGUGUGGAACGUUGACGAAAAUGCUGUGAAUAGGCAAGUUUACUUCAAAUGUACAGCCAUUCAAAGCUAAUGAGUUAUAGCAUUCUGAAGCUUUUUAAUGUCACAUAUAAUGCAGUAAGAGGGAAUUUAUGGUGUCGUGACCAACUGAAACGUGCAAAUUAAUGCCAAAAAUGUAUAUUCCAGGAUGCAUUCAUGUCAUAAAAUACAAUUGAACUAUCCCAAUUGAGCCAUCCUCAAUGGCCAACACAUUGGGAUAAAACAAAGACACUGUUACAAUUAGCCAUGAUACGACUCUAAUCCAUUAUGUCAUAUCACGGCCCUGUUCCAAUAGGAGUGAGAAAGGUCAAAAAGCCACUAUAUGUUUUUUGUCAAUGUUUUAAAA